AUGGGCGGGAUUUGGGAGGCAGGCGUAAAAUCCUGUAAGCAUCAUCUGAAACGAGUGAUGGGAAAUGCUCUGCUUACUUUCGAGGAGCUUUCCACGGUCCUAGUACAAAUCGAGGCCUGCCUCAAUUCGAGACCCUUAACUCCCUUAUCUACGGAUCCAGAUGAUUUGCAAUGUCUUACUCCAGCUCAUUUUCUGGUGGGAGAGUCGAUGACCAGUUUCCCGGACGCGGAUGUAACGGACGUGCAACUUAACCGGUUGGAUCGCUGGCGUCUGGUGCAAAGAAUGACUCAGGAUUUUUGGAAACGGUGGGCGGCGGAAUACAUUUCUAAUCUUCAAGGCCGCACGAAAUGGAAGAAGGAACAAUGCAAUCUCAAAAUUGGAGACCUGGUAGUGCUGCGCGACGAACAGCUUCCACCAUUGAAAUGGAAAUUAGGGCGCGUGUUGGAGCUACACCCGGGCGCUGAUGAUUUAGUGCGGGUCGUGACUGUUAAGACGGUGGACGGUAAUCUUAAGCGUUCAAUCG
Vollenhovia emeryi is the source of this 523-nucleotide messenger RNA. RefSeq lists its product as uncharacterized. Lineage: Eukaryota; Metazoa; Arthropoda; Insecta; Hymenoptera; Formicidae. The annotation marks the transcript as partial. The transcript has a single exon. The record is from RefSeq and is a predicted model, not a curated record. Gene Ontology annotation, molecular function: nucleic acid binding.